UUUUCUGGGAAACGGGCGGUUCGCUUUAAUAGGUUUGUUCUGCUAGAUACGCCCAUGACAAGGUUUUGAUACGCCCAUGACAAGGUUUUGAUGAACUGUCGCAUGUUCUUUGUGGGUGUGAAGGGAUGAACUUACUUGCACGCAGUUGAACUUUCUUUUCAGAUACACCACGCAAGUGGAGAAAUUUGUAAAGCGUAGGAAGAACUUUGACUACUUUGGAGUUCGUGACAGGUAAAAUAACGCGAUGUUUACGGAAGAAACGGGUAAAAAAUUCGUGCUUCGAACUGUGCCUCUGAUUGAGGCUAGGCAGCCCAGCGAAUAUUCUACGUAGUAGUGUGGAAGUUCGGAGAUUUCGACUUUCCUAAAUUAAAAACCAAAACACGUGACUUGAAAUUUGGCAUACGCAUUCCAAGAAGAAAUUUUUUUUUUUAUUUGGACAAUGUGAAACUCUCAGAACUGCUUUUAUUUUUACAAUUACAUCAAAGCGUGAAGUUUUUUUUUGCCAGAUCAAUGAUCGAUGGCAAACGGCGUGCUAGACAUCUCCCUCAGUACUUGACUCCAGCUCUGUACACUGGCUCAAUGGGAAAUCCGGCCUCUUGAGAGCAUGCUACACUGAACUCCUUUCGUUUGCCAUCAGUUAGAGCUGUGCAUGUGUUUGCACAUAAAUCUGAUUAUUUGGAUGCCAUGUCUGGGUUAGAUUCUGCAGAGCUCCUUGCACAUGAUCCGGCGAACAGCAGCGGCACGGUCCGGGCAUCUCAGGACUGUGGUGGCGAUAACAAGAAACUUCGAAGAAGGGAAAAAAACAGAAUCGCUGCGCAAAGAAGUCGGAAGAAACAGACCCUGAAGGCAGAUAAACUACACAAGGAAUACGAAGGGCUGGAACAGGAAAACACUGCGCUAAAAAGGGAAAUAAGGAAACUUAGUGAAGAAGUGAAACAUUUAUCAGAUGCUUUGAAAGAUCAUGAACGAGUAUGUCCAAUGAUACACUGUACCAUGAACUUUAUCACAACUCCCAGACCUCACCCUAACAUAAUCGCCAGCUGUUUAUCUCAUGAAGGCCAAAGUGGAGUCUCAUAGAUGGCUCAAGCAAUGAAGAUUUAAAUUUGGUAUUUUUUUAGUGAAAAGUUGACAUAUAUAUUCAUAUUUCGAAGUAUAUUUGAUUUUUGUAUGCAGUCUAUUGUCCUAAGUAUUGUCUUUAUGAUAGGCCUAAUUGUGACCUAAAUGAUGCUGCUGUGGUCCUGUGCACUGUUCGGCCAAGCCUAAGGAUACAAGUUUUGCAAGCUUAUUAUUCAGUGUGUACUUUUUGCUUAGCUUAAACUCACCCUAUUGAACAGGAAGAAAGUAUUUUGAAAACGUGCAGCUUUUUUUUAUCUUGGACGUUUUUGGUGGAAAAACUCCCCACAAAUCAAAUGCAGCAUUUGCAAUUUUUUUUUCAACAAUUAUGUACGUGAAGCACGGUUGGUACAUUGGGACACAAACUCUCAGGGAUUCUAAUUUAAAACACAUCAUCAAAAUUUUGCUAUGUUGAAACCAGCACUUAAAGAAGAAAGCAGUGUUCAGUCCACUGAAAAAUUGAUAACCGAACAAGUUACAUUUUGUGACCAUGUGCUCUAGAGAAAUAGUGAAAUACCGCAUGUGUGUUUCAAUUCCUCUAAGCUUGAAGGAACCAAACUCUCAGGAUCCUGCACUGAAUUAUUUACACAGAGCUAUUUCUAAAUAGCCGAGAAUUGUCUCAUCAUGGAUAUUAAUAUGAUUCAAUAGCCCCUUAAUUUGAUGCCACCCUUAUCUAAAAUGAAUUGUCUUCUUAGAUUCUGAGUGGUUUACUUUCUGACGUAGAUGGACUGUUUAAUGUUGUUGUACAGCUAAAACAUAAAUGUCUGGAAGUAUGAGGCCUGAAAAUUCAUGCUGCACUGCCUACAGCUCCAUUGUGCGAACUUACACAAUGAUCUAUCAGCUUUCUAUUCAUUUAUUUUGGUUGCUGUCCAGCGACAAACUUCUCCACAACACCCAGACAACAUCUUAAUGCUUUCAACAAUGAGUAUUUCAAAUCUCACCCGACUAUUUAAUGGGUUAACACUUUCAUUUUCAAAGAAACAAGAGGAAAUUCAAAUACAUUUGUGAAGAGUUCACAUUAUGAUAUCUUGAGCCUUAGUAGAGCCAUACAGCACAAACUGUUACAUUUCAAUUAUUUGUUAUAUUUUUAAAUAUGUGUGAAUGAUUAUGUGGCUUUCAUUAGAUUACAUCGAUUGCUGUGCUUUUAUGCCUCCAAUCAGCAAAAUGACCUCAUGUGACCUUGAUUAAAUUAAAAAAGCAGGUGAUGUAUUAGACAUCGCUCAGUGGGCUCCAAUCAUGAUGCAGCUACUUCAAUGACGAGGAAUCUGAUUGUAGUCAACUGGUAGAAUGAAUUCCUUCUCUGCCUCCCCAAGGAUCAAUCAGUCCAUCACUGCAUCAACAAUCUUUGCAAGGUGCAGAGUGGAAACUUGCCUCACCUGAGUAAGAGAGUACAAAACAAGGUUGAUUGCCAAAGUAGUUGGUCUCCUCACAAAAAGUUCUUUUGUUCUCUGAAAUUUGUAGAAUAACUAGAAAAUGUGAGGGAAGAAGUCAGCUCAUUCUGACUUUGUAGAUGCAUAAACACACAAGGUUUACUUCAAACAUCAUAAAGUAGCAUAUAAGUAAAACUGUCUGGUUGCACCCUGAGUGAUGAUGCCUGCAGAACAAUAUGCUUUGGUGGCUAUUUCUGCCUUCUUCAAUUUUCAUACAUAAACAUACUUUGGCUUCAAUUAAUGUCUUAAACAUGCUUUCUGCAAUUUGACGGUUAUCCGGAGUAUCAACUAUUUUCAUCUUUGAAGUCUAUUAGAUUCUGAUUAGUCUUGAACAGGAAGGGUACACAGGAUGUGAAGAGAAUUUUUCCUCAUGUGCGAGCAUCUUGAGCCAGGGGUCACUGUUUGACAAUAAGGAGUCACUUAGUGAAGGCAGGUAUGAGGAUUUUUAUUUCCUUGAAGGGUUGCGAGUUUUCUGAAUAAACUUUAUUGUAAAGCAGUGGGAGAAGUGUCUUUUACUAAUUUUGCCAUAAAAGGUGGAGGUAAGCAGGCAUUGAGAAGUUACUGGAGGUGGGCACGAAUGCAGAGUUCAGGUUGCAGUUAGAUCAUCCAUGACAUUAUACAGCAGAGCAAGCAUGACAAGCAGGGUUGACCUGCUCCCAUUCCUUGAUCCUAUAGAGCAAACCCUCUGCAUCCCAAUUUGACCUACUUUUAAUGAAAAUAGUCUAGAAUUUUUUGGGGCAAGUAUCUCAUACCUAAAAGUUUGCUAACUGUGUCUGAAUAGUAAUCCAUUAACAAUAACACAAAUUACUGUGAUAUUGUAUUUACAAUAUUUGGCCUGUUUCUGCUUCAAGGUAAGGAUAAGUAUGUCAAAUGCUUGGAAUUUCAAAAGCCCACCUAGAUACUCAUGACAAAAGUCAAGGGAUGUACCUGACGAUGUCCAGUGGCACGACAUAUAUUCCUGGGUUUUGCAAAGGACUGAUCAAUUGGGCUCCAGUCCAUCCUGCUAACAGUCUCUGAUUGCAAUCCUGACAGAACAUAAAAGACUCUGAAGUGUAUCUGUCAUGUCAUGCGAGGCUUUCUAGCCCAUUUUUCAUCAUCCUCCCUAUCCAAGUGCAGUGAUCAUUUGAUGCUUGAAGUCUGAUCUGAUCCACUUUCUAGGUGUAGCAUCUUGUAAGAGGAAAUCAGAGAGUAGUUAAAAUAGAUGAAGAUGAAGACUGCAGAAGGUGGUGCUGUCAAACAGGAUUGCUUGAUCCUGUAGACUGAAUAGCCUGAUGCUGCACUGUAAGCCUCUAUAAUUCUAUGAAGAUAGCAUGAUCAUUUGGAGCAGCAGCUAAGCAAAAUUACCACUGAAUGUGCCAACUUGUUCAUAGUCGAUGAACCCUCUGCAGUUUUGCAACCCUGCAUCUCUCUGCCUGCUGAGCUAAAGCCAAGGAAAACAAUUCCCACUGUCAUCUCCAAGUAGGUUCUGAUCAUUUGUUCAAUUCAAUACCAUCUACCCUCUUCAGUAUUUGGAGAUUAUUUAUGUAAUUCAGAAUAUUUUGAUUGAAUUACUACAAUUCUAUAUAGUUAAGUAUUCAGUGACAUUUUAUUGAUGAUCUUUUUAA
Molecule: messenger RNA, 4147 nt
Organism: Hypanus sabinus (Atlantic stingray)
Lineage: Eukaryota; Metazoa; Chordata; Chondrichthyes; Myliobatiformes; Dasyatidae
Gene: batf3
Product: basic leucine zipper transcription factor, ATF-like 3
Exons: 4
Coding region: 685-1077 (130 amino acids)
Biological process (GO): regulation of transcription by RNA polymerase II
Cellular component (GO): nucleus
Molecular function (GO): DNA-binding transcription factor activity, RNA polymerase II-specific; RNA polymerase II cis-regulatory region sequence-specific DNA binding
Source: RefSeq, a predicted model, not a curated record